Messenger RNA from Macrosteles quadrilineatus (aster leafhopper), 766 nucleotides. RefSeq names its product immunoglobulin domain-containing protein oig-4-like. NCBI's taxonomy places the organism in Eukaryota, Metazoa, Arthropoda, Insecta, Hemiptera, Cicadellidae. The coding region runs from base 1 to 630 and encodes 209 amino acids. The record is from RefSeq and is a predicted model, not a curated record. The transcript is spliced from 5 exons.
AUGAAUGCAGGAACCCACAAUUUACCACCAGGAAGCUCUCCAUUACCGAGGGGAGAUCAAUUGCCAGAACCCUCCGCGGUCCCAUCGUCCAAACUACAAUUAGCUGACGACUCUUCAUCGGGAACUGUCCUUUCUCUAGGUGGUGGAAGUAUGAAAAUGUUGGGUGUGGUGUUGCUGCUGUGUGUGGCCGGUGUCCUGGAGCCAGUGGUCGCCAGGAGAGGACGAUCUAGAAGUCGGACCAAGUCCAGAGUACAGAUUGGCCUUCCCAUUACCGGAAAAUACCGAGACCCGGAGAGCGACCAGUAUUACAACAACAACAACGGCGCAAAGAUUCUACAAGCGUCGCACUUUGAUUAUGAAUACGUGUUGGGCCACAAGAUAGCGUUUUUGUGUGUCGCCAAAGGGAAUCCACGUCCUCACAUCACAUGGUUCAAGGAUGGAAUAGAGCUCUACUCUCAUCUAUAUCUCCAUGUGCACGAGUGGACGGUAUCUAAGGACACGGUCAAGUCUAAGCUGGAGAUAGACCCGGCCACUCAGAUGGACGCUGGACUUUACGAGUGUUCCGCAGACAACAUGUACAGCAUCGACAGACGCAGCUUCAAAACUGACUUCAGCAUUGCGUUCGACUGAAGUACACACACUCACAGACUUCACAACAGCAUAAACAAUGAUUUAAAUAUACAUAGUUAUGUUAUAGUUUGUAAGUUUUACUUAAGUGUAAACAAUGCAAGGUUUAACGAGUGGAAUAAAAAUAAUUUUGUAAGGA